AUGGUCGAUACGCUCACCUUGGAUGCAACCCAAAGGGCUGCUACGGGUACAUUCCAUGGCGGCAGGAGAGGGGUAUUAGAGAUGCUGAUUCGAGGCCCAUUCUUCCAGUUCUUCCCCACCUCGGGACCACAGUUUCUUGAACCUGCCCCCUUGAGUCCGUCUUUCCAUACGCGGCCACUCUCCUCGCUCCCGCACAUCCCCGCCAUCACAACAUCCACUCUCCCACCUCAAGUUCCGCCCGCCUCCGUCAAAUCUGCAGUGGGUAUCAGCAUCAACAUCCCGUCAGUUGGGGCUAGAGAGCCAGCAACGACGGGAACCAAGAGGGAGCCCCCGAAAGUCGUCAUCAAGCACCCGGAUACCUUACAGCAGAGCACGAACUUUGUGAUUAUGUUGGCCAUGUGCCACUGUCAUUUCUUUGCCCCGUACGAUAGUUGCCUCGCUCACCUGGCUUCUAGAAUAGCAAGAGGUCUACGGCGGUUGAUGCUCUACAGUAUCCGCAAGGUGCCGUCCCCAGGUGUCCCCCAUAUCUACCUCUGCGCACCUAUGUAUUCGGCAGCAUUCCACUUGCACGGAAACACAGUAAAAAGAGCUGAUUCCGUCGAGGAGCUGCUGCCGUCGGUUCCCAUCGGUAGCAGUGGAAUUAGGGUUCCAUUGCGGGACCAGCCAAAUGCCAUUGUCACUAAUGGCAACCCCCCCAAGACAACGGGCACGAGGUAUAUGUAA
Messenger RNA from Neurospora tetrasperma FGSC 2508, 723 nucleotides. RefSeq lists its product as uncharacterized. The record is from RefSeq and is a predicted model, not a curated record. The transcript is spliced from 4 exons. Bases 1 to 723 code for a protein of 240 amino acids. Lineage: Eukaryota; Fungi; Ascomycota; Sordariomycetes; Sordariales; Sordariaceae.